Alligator mississippiensis (American alligator) is the source of this 6067-nucleotide messenger RNA. Its product is annotated as disintegrin and metalloproteinase domain-containing protein 9. Gene Ontology annotation, molecular function: metalloendopeptidase activity. Bases 227 to 2620 code for a protein of 797 amino acids. The transcript has 22 exons. Gene Ontology annotation, cellular component: plasma membrane. The record is from RefSeq and is a predicted model, not a curated record. Gene Ontology annotation, biological process: proteolysis. Lineage: Eukaryota; Metazoa; Chordata; Crocodylia; Alligatoridae.
UUUUUGCAAGGUUAACCGAGAAAUUUGAGUUGCUCUUUCCUUUGCACUGUUGAAAUAUGUGAAGCACUUUCCCAGUGCCUAUUGUUUGCCUUAACCACAGACAGCUUUAGGUAGUUUGCUUCUUAGUUCAUUUAGGGGAAACUGCUGCUAAGGGCAGUGCAACCAGGUAUCUAGUACUUCCUUAAACUUCUUAGUAAAAGAAAUAGCUUCUUGAAGAUAUUUAACAAUGUUAAAAUGCUGCCUUCUUUUGUUCAUUUUUGGACUAAUGCUUCUUGGAAAGUGUGUGCUUACAGCAGGUGCACUUUCCCAUCAGAUGUCAAGCGUUUCUGCAUUUGAAAUCAUCAUCCCUCAGCGUUUGAUGGGUAGGGAGAAACGUAACACACAUUUCCCUGAGGAACAUUCAGAUGACAAUCUCUCUUAUUCAGUUCAAACUGAAAAUGGAACAUACAUCCUAGAACUAAAGAAAAAUAAAAAGCUUGUUAGCGAAGACUUUGUGUUAAAUACAUAUAGCAAAAACGGGCAGUUGGAGGCUACCCAUUCAAAAAUCAAGACACACUGUUAUUAUCGUGGUGUUGUUGAAGGAGUUGCUGAGUCUAUGCUAGCCCUUAGCACAUGUGAUGGCCUUAGGGGAAUCCUCUAUGUUGGUGACAAAUCGUAUGGAAUAGAGCCACUUGAUGGAUCAGCUACAUUUGAACAUAUGUUUUAUCAGUUAGAACAUGCUCAGCAAACCCCUUUCCUGUGUGGUGUGCCCAAUGACAGCCUGCACCAUGAAAUACAUGUGAAGAAUUUUCUCCUGCAUUCAGAAGUUUCACAUGCAAAUUUUAGUAGUGAAAAGCUUCUUAGGAAAAAGCGAUCUGCGUUGCCACAGAAAAACUAUGUGGAACUCUUUGUCGUUGUGGAUAACAACAGAUACUUGCAGAAGUUGUCCAAUGCUACAGCUGUGCAAAAGGAAGUAGUUGAGCUGAUUAACUAUAUUGACGGGAUGUACAGUGCACUAAACAUCCAGAUUGUCUUGGUUGGGAUAGAAAUCUGGUCAGACAAAAAUCGCAUAGCAGUAAUGGAGGGUUCAGCUGGGGAUGUGCUGCAAAGAUUUGUUUCUUGGAGAGAGAAAGAUCUCCUUAAACGAUCGAGAAAUGAUGCUAGCCAUCUCAUAAUAGGGAGAGAUUCCUUUGGUGGAGCUGUUGGAAUGGCUUUUGUAGGUGCAAUCUGUUCUCAGGUCCAUGGAGGCUCAAUCAGCACUUUGAAUCAUGACAAAGUAUUAGGUCAUGCGACGGUAGUUGCUCAUGAACUUGGGCAUAACCUGGGUAUGAAUCAUGAUGAUGGAAGAUGCCCCAAAUCGUUCAUUAUGUUCAGUACAGCUAAUGGAUCCCAAAAUUUCAGCACCUGUAGUGCCAAGGAUUUUGAGAAUCUGAUUCUGAAUGGUGGAGGAAACUGCCUUAAAAAUCCUCCAAAACCAAGUGACAUAUACACAGAACCUAACUGCGGCAAUGAAAUAUUGGAUAAGAACGAAGAAUGUGAUUGUGGCAAACCAGAGGAGUGUACUAAUCCUUGCUGUGAUGCUGCAACCUGCACACUUAAGUCUGGAUCACAGUGUGCUGAUGGGCUGUGCUGUGAAAAUUGCAGGUUUAAGGUAGCAGGAGUAGAAUGCAGACCAAAAAUGGAUUUCUGUGAUCUUCCUGAACACUGCAAUGGAACAUACCCAUAUUGUCCAGAUGAUGUCUAUAUCAUGAAUGGAUACCCAUGUAACAACAUGAAAGAAUACUGCUAUUAUGGGGUUUGCCAGGAUUUUGAUUCACAGUGUAAAUCUUUAUAUGGAAAAGGGGCAAAAAAAGCACCUGAUGAUUGUUUUAAAAUAGCCAAUAUUAAGGGAGACCGAUUUGGAAACUGUGGAAUGUCAGGAGGACAGUAUAGAAAAUGUCCAGAUGAACACAGUUUGUGUGGCAAACUUCACUGUACAUCUGACAGUUUACAAAAUCUUCCUGCUUGGACUCUUUUCAACAACUUGACUGGUGUGGUAUGUCUGACUACUGACUUUGAUCUAGGGUCAGAUUUCCCUGAUCCAGCUCAAGUUCAUGCAGGAACUGCAUGUGGAGAAGGGAAGGCCUGCAUAAACUUUGAAUGUGUUAAUGCAAGCCGGCUGGGUUACAGCUGUGAUGUAAAGCAGAAGUGCAGUGAUCGUGGUGUGUGCAACAACCAUGGCAACUGUCACUGCAACUAUGGAUGGGCUCCCCCUUUCUGUGACAGAUCAGGUUAUGGUGGCAGUAUUGACAGUGGUCCAACUCAUAUAGAUACAUCACUUCGAGAUGGCCUGCUUGUGUUUUUCCUACUUGUAGUUCCAGUUUUGAUUGGUAUUGUCAUAGCAUUCAUCAAGCGAGAUGCAAUUAAAAGGAAGUUUUGCAGGAAAAGCAGAAGACAACCCAGGGCUAACAAUACACAGCAAGGAAGACAAAGUAAUGGACCAAACCUGAAUGCCACAAGAAAUGAUUGGCCUGCAACAUCAAAUUCUGGGAUGUUCACAAUAUCACAUUUUCCUAAUCCAAGGCAGCAAAUACCAAGUCAGUUCCCUGCAGUUCCUCCAAGACCUCCAAGACCACCAGUCCCACCUAGACCAGUUGUCUGAAAAGCCUUCUGUGUGGUCCUCACAAAUUCAUCCAGGUGUCUUGAACAACAUGAAAAAAUGUGUCAAAGGGAAAUUAAUGAAAUCUUGCUAUUUUUCUUAUCCCUGUUUCCUAUAUGAAGGUCUCAAUCCUACAAUCCUUACAGUUAAAUCUCGCAUUGAAACACUAUCCUGUUUCAUUAGAAAAGGACUGGUUCUGGGAUGCAGGGCAUGUAACAUGCAACUACUAUUCACUGUAAUGAAGGAGUUGUGUGCACUCAGGUCCUUCCAGGUAUUUUUUUAUCAGAAGACACAAGGGCCAGCACUUCUUAGGUUGUAUAAAACUACAAUACAAAUAACAGUGUCUUCCAAAACCUAACUUCUUGAAAGCACAGCACAGAAUUUGCAGGCCAGAGAGUGGGAAAUUUAUGGUCAGUAUUAGCCACCUGGAGUAUCAUCCUGAUCUUAAACUACUGUUCGAUUCCUGAUAUAAUUUAGGCAGCAGAGACUUAACUGCCUCCAAGCAGCAGUACUAUCUGGAAUCUUUGCAGUGCCAGUGCUGUGUGUGUUAUGGCCAAACCCCCAUUUUAUGCUGAGUUUUCCAAAAUGAUUCUUGGAAGGUGGCCUCAGAGCUCUCUCCCCCAGGACCCAUUAUAGGCUGAAUCCUCCCAACAUCCAGCUCAAGGGCCUUUAGGAUGCUCCACCCUCUCUCCACUGUGUAAGGGGACCAGAGCAGAGGUAAGGACCUCAUCCCUUUCCUUUCUUAUUAGCAACACUACUGUUACAUUCAGCUGUUCUAAGCAAAAAAGAUCCUGAUGAAGGGAAUAAGAUGAAGGACUACUGCUCUUUAAACAAACUGCUAUAAAAUGAGCUAAGCUAAGAGGCCUUAGCAUUUCUUUUUUAUUUAUUUUUUUCAUAUAUUUGUGUUCAGUAGAUACCAGGAAAAAUCUGUAACUCUAUACUAAAUAUUUGCUGGCAAUUACAGAGAAUUUUUUUUUCCUAUAAAUUCCUUUGUCCUCUGAAAGGGGCAGAUAAAUUUGCAAUCCUUUAUCUGACAAUCAGCAAAGGGCACUGACUUAAAAUAACUGAGAUUACCUUGGCAAAAUGACAGCUAAUGGAAUGGAAGCUGUGGAGAAUCUACUAUGUAUAAUGAAAGUGAAAACAGUGGAGAAAAGAGAGUAUGUUACAACAGAAACCUUCUCUUGUAUUUAAAUAUGCAAUGGCUCUAUGGAUGGUGGAUGCUCUUCGUGUGCGAAAUUUGGAAACAUGAACUAGCAUUACAAUUUACUGUAUUCUAAUCUAGACCAAUUUCCUAAGGGAAGUCCUUUAUAUCAGAGGUUCUCAACCAGGGGUCCAGGAGCUGCAAGCAGUUUUCAGAGGGUCCACUCAGCCUGGCCCUGCAUGGGGAAGAGCCUCCUUAACUCCCCAAGGCUGAGGCGAGCCCUGAGGAAGGAACAGGCCCCGCAGCCUCCAUCUUGUGGGUGGUGCUGUGGGCAGGCAGGCAAAUGAGGCUCCGCACUGCUGCUGCCCAGGUGAGUAGGGCCCCAGGGCUUCCCACCACUAAGACCCACCUGCUGCACCCGGGACUGUACAGUUGGGGCUGGGGAGCAGGGCAGUUGUUGUGUCACAGGUGGGCUGUGGAGUUUUUAUAGCAUGCUGGGGGGCACCUCAGGAAGAAGAAAGUUGAGAACCGCUGCCCAAUGUUAUUAUUUUACAACUGAACUGAGCAGAUCAACAGAAAAUCUGUUGCAGGGAAAAAUUCUGCACUGACAAGGGGCUGGAAUGGAUGACAAAUAUGUCUCUCUCCCACCCUAAUUUCUCAGGAUCUAGGGAAGCUGUGCAUUAUUAUAAAUGUUUAUUUCAGUUUUUAAUAAUAUGAAGUAAUAUUAUGCUGCCAAGAUCUUAGCACCAAUUAUGUCUGCAGGAUCAUGUUGUGAAAUAGGAAAUAUAAAAUUGACUGAAGACAGUUCUAUACCUUUGUAAUAUACACAGCAGGAAUUCGUAACUUCACACCAGCACUGAAAAAAAUGGUUCUGUGGAAAACUAACACUAUGUUUUAUUUCAAAACAGACAGACAGAAGUAACAAUUUUUGCCCAAUCUGGCCACAGAAAGAAGUUUGUAGCUGUGACCAAACACAAGUGCAUGACUGCAAACAGCUUCAAAAAUGGCAGAUCAGGUGAAAAUCUUACCCCUCAUUGCAUGAGGUAUCAGAUAAAGAUGUUUCAAAAUGUACUGUCUUCUGUGACUUGUGUCUACCCAGAGCUCCCAGCCUGUUGCUGUUUUUAAAAUGGGAGAGGGGAAAGGGAGCACAAGGAGUUCAGUCUGGGGGGUUUUCAGCCCCCUCGGAAGGUGGGGUGUGUGUAUUGGAGCCCCCCCUCCCCCCCAAAGUGUGUGUGGUAGGGGGCUCCAAUUCACCCAACCCAGCUUCAGCACCAGUUGGGGAGCCCCAAGAACGAGCUCUUUUGGCUGCCUUUCCUCUCUCCCAUUCUGAAAACAGCGAGCUCUGGCAGAGAGCUCUGGCCAUUGCUUUGGGAACCUGGUUGCAGGCUCCCAGCCCCAGGUAGAUUUCCCUCCCACAUGGAACCAACAGAGACCUUCUCUUUGGUCCGGGGGUAACCUCGUAACUCAGAACGCUUUGUAGAAAUUGUUGAGUUACAACUGGGAGCUGCACUUCUGUCUGCACCCAGAGUUUGGACAACAGUUCAUGUAGUUAAAUUCCUCUUUUACUGUGACACUUUACAAAAAGCUUGACAAUGGUUAGGCUAUCAACAUGCUGCAAUAACUGCUUAUCAUGCCAAAUGAUACUGGCAUGCAGUACCUGCUGUCAAGUACACAAGAGUGCCAGGGAUUCAGUGUAGACAUGUGCUAAUUUCCCUGUUCUCACUCUGUGUCUUUCCAUUUUUUCCAUUAGUCAUCUUGGGAAAUGGUUUUGGUGGGCUUUGUGUUUUUUUGGUUUUUUGCUUUUUGCAUUUGUACAUUACCUAGCACAAAGUGGUCUUGAUUAUGAUUAUUAGGUGCUACAGUGAUUCAAGCAAUAAUAUUGUAUUUACAUUUCUAUUUUAUGUGAAUAAUUGUGUUUUAAAGGAUUAUCUUAAGCAAUUCUGUAUAUGUAGAGAUGAGUGUAUUUUUGAGGAUUGCAGUGGCUUUAUUGUCAAAUGCAAAAGUACUACACAGUAAUCCUUUCAAGUGUUAUAUUUUACCUUAGCGCUGCAUUGUUAUUUAAAACAAAAUGUAUUUUUUUUUGUUCUUAAGUAUAAGACAUUUAGCAUGUGGAGGUAUGGAUGAGUAUUUAAAUGCAAUAUAUGACUAGGGAGUGUGCUAUUGUGUCCACUCUAACUCAGCAAUCAAAAUACACUUGUUAAUCCAUGUACAAAGUGAAUAAAAUAUUUUAAGUAAAAUGGAAGAAUAUUUUAAAUUACAGAAGGAAAUAUUUGUUCCUCAUUUAGAAAAUAAAGUUCUAUGAAAGCGUG